Lolium rigidum is the source of this 2621-nucleotide messenger RNA. RefSeq names its product mitogen-activated protein kinase 7-like. Gene Ontology annotation, cellular component: cytoplasm; nucleus. Gene Ontology annotation, biological process: protein phosphorylation; intracellular signal transduction. The coding region runs from base 522 to 2117 and encodes 531 amino acids. Gene Ontology annotation, molecular function: ATP binding; MAP kinase activity. The record is from RefSeq and is a predicted model, not a curated record. NCBI's taxonomy places the organism in Eukaryota, Viridiplantae, Streptophyta, Magnoliopsida, Poales, Poaceae. The transcript has 10 exons.
UGCCGCCGCUUGCCGGUCGGAGCUCAGCCGCGAUUUCUUGCCAUGUCAGGAGAGAUCCCAUCCUAGGAGUAUUUGAAUUAUCCAAACACACACCUCGACUUGCCAGGAUAUCCCUUCUCUUUCCUUCAGGCAUUCAAUUCCCGGAAAAUCUGCCCUCUGUUGUCAACGCGCCGGCUCUUAACCUCCCGGGAUAGCGCGGAAAUCCUUGCUUACUUUGGCAGUGCACGAUUAUGAGGAGUCGUCUUAAUUGGUAAAUUUGAUUCGCUAGCUGACCGGCUGACCGGGCAUGGUUAUCCAAAUCCAGGUCGGCCGUAGGUUCUUUCCUCUUUACACCGACCGCGCUCCCUGCCCAUAUAUAUUCCUGAGGAAUCCAUGCCCACCUUGGAUGAAGGCGCAGGUUUCUUCUGAUAUUCUGAGUCAGCCAGGGGAUUGCUAGCCUUUUCAAUUCAAUCAAGAGUUGCUGUGAACCAUCAGCCGCGACUGUUUGUUCACCGCAGCAGGAGGCAAAGAGCCCAGAGGAGAUGGGUUUCUUCAGCGAGUACGGGGACGCCAGCAGGUACAAGAUCCAGGAGAUCAUCGGCAAAGGGAGCUACGGGGUCGUGUGCUCGGCCAUCGACCAGCACACCGGCGACAAGGUGGCCAUCAAGAAGAUAUCCAACAUCUUCGACCACCUGUCGGAUGCCGCCAGGAUCCUCCGCGAGAUCAAGCUUCUCCGGCUCCUCAGGCACCCCGACAUCGUUCAGAUCAAGCAUAUCAUGCUGCCUCCGUCCAGGAGGGACUUCAAGGAUAUCUAUGUGGUCUUUGAGCUCAUGGAUACGGACCUCCACCAGGUCAUCAAGGCUAAUGAUGACUUGACAAAGGAGCACUACCAGUUCUUUAUCUACCAGAUGCUUCGUGCGCUGAAAUAUAUCCAUACUGCUAAUGUUUAUCAUCGGGAUCUAAAGCCAAAGAAUAUAUUAGCAAACGCUAACUGCAAACUCAAGAUAUGCGAUUUUGGACUAGCAAGAGUUGCAUUCAAUGACACCCCUACAACAGUUUUCUGGACGGACUAUGUUGCCACUAGAUGGUACAGAGCUCCCGAGCUAUGUGGUUCUUUCUUUACUAAGUAUUCACCGGCUAUUGAUACAUGGAGUAUUGGUUGCAUUUUUGCGGAGGUUUUGACAGGAAAGCCUUUGUUUCCUGGUAAAAAUGUAGUUCACCAGCUGGAUUUGAUGACUGAUCUCUUAGGCUCUCCAUCAAUGGAGACAAUUUCUCGGAUUCGAAAUGAGAAGGCAAGGAGAUAUCUGAGCAGCAUGAGGAGGAAACAGCCAGUACCUUUUUCACAUAAAUUCCCCAAUGCAGAUCCUUCAGCACUCAAGCUCUUACAGAGGCUUCUAGCAUUUGAUCCUAAGGAUCGGCCGACUGCCGAAGAGGCAUUGGCCGAUCCCUACUUCAAAGGUCUCGCGAAAGUGGAGAGAGAACCAUCAUGCCAACCAAUUUCGAAAAUGGAGUUUGACUUUGAAAUGAGAAAGUUUACAAAAGAAGACGUCAAGGAACUUAUAUUCAGGGAGAUAUUGGAGUACCACCCUCAACUUCUCAAGAACUACGUGAACGGCUCUGAAAAAACGAACUUUCUAUAUCCUAGUGCUGUUGACAACUUCCGGAGGCAAUUUGCCAAUUUAGAGGAAGAUGGAGGAAAAAGUGGGGCAGCCGAGAGGAAGCAUGUUUCUCUUCCAAGGACUACAACAGUUCACUCUACGCCAAUUCCUCCAACAAAUGGUCCGGUCUCCCAAGUUCCUCAAAGGAUUCCAACAGCUAGACCAGGAAGAGUAAUUGCCUCAGCACCAACAGAGAAUGCAAGUGUCGCUGAUCGACACAUCGGGCGGAGAGUGGCUAAGGAUCCGGUAGUUCCUCCAGCAGCUGCCAGCUACCACCUGAAGUCUGACUGCUCUGACAGACAGCAUCAGCAGGAGCUUGAGAAGGAUCGCGCGCGGUACAGGCCAUUGCAUCAUUUCAGGGAUGCCAAGGUUGCCCCUGAGAUGGCUCCAGACAUUCGGUCCUCACCUUAUUACAUUCCUCCAUUUAGUGGCAUCGCAGGUGGAUACAGCAAGGUUGCUGCAGUCACAAGGAUGUACUAGAGCAAUGGUUGGGCGAGUUUGCCAUUCUUGCCUUUGUUGAUAGUGAGAAGUGCGAGACGGAGAGCGUACUUGGUGGUACAUGUCUGAUCAAAAUGAUGCAAACAUGCCAAAGAACUUUUAGGUUCUAGCUGCCAAAUUGGCCGGCGUCACCAUGUCCAUGCUGUAGGUAUUGCAGUCAAUCUUCUCUUCUUUCUGCUAGAAGAAUGGAAGAAGGGUGGUAGAGCAGGGUGAAUUUCUCCUUUUUUUAAUUUAGGAGUUAGGACACAGUGGCUCUUCUGUAUAUAUUACAAAUCUUGAUUUUCUCUUCUGCCGGUUGAAGCUGAUGCUUCUUGUGUUAAUAGACUCAAAGAAUACCUCUCAGAGGUGAAGUGCCUCUGUUUAAAAGGAAUUGAAAGCUCUAGAGUUCCUUUUCCGCAUACUUGUAAUUACAAGUUGUAGGCAUUAUUUAACUCUUCGAUUUGGCAGCUAAGAACUUGAAAUAUAUUAAUUAGCUGUUUUUAUCUA